Molecule: messenger RNA, 2071 nt
Organism: Punica granatum (pomegranate)
Lineage: Eukaryota; Viridiplantae; Streptophyta; Magnoliopsida; Myrtales; Lythraceae
Source: RefSeq, a predicted model, not a curated record
GAAUUCCGGCCAUUAAGCGAAGCCUCUCCCUCCCGGUACCGUUGACGUUACUUCGCGUCGGUGCGAAGGACUCUCCUCCCAAAGACAGAUAGAGACAGAGAGAUCCGCCGGAAAAUUACAAGAACACAACUUUCUCUCUGGUUUCCGAUUCCGUUUCUUCGCCGGAGAUAUCUCUGAAACUCUUCCUCUGGGUUCGACCUCGAAGCGCGGGAGAGGCUUGGCGGGGCAGCUCUGUGCUUCGUCAUGGAGAUCGCUCCGGGUCCGAGCGGUUCCUGCUCCAAGGAGCACCAGCAAAUCUACCAGGAAUGGUUCAAUCUCGCCGAUUUAGAUGGCGAUGGCCGCAUUACUGGAAAUGACGCGAUAAAGUUCUUUGGCAUGUCGAAUUUGCCUCGGCAAGAUCUCAAGCAGGUAUGGGCAAUUGCAGAUUCUAAGAGACAAGGAUUUCUUGGCUUUGGGGAGUUCAUCACGGCAAUGCAGUUGAUGUCUCUUGCACAAGCUGGACAUGCAAUAACUUCAGAUCUUUUGAGCAGUGGAAUUGACUUGGAAAAUGUGAACCCUCCUGCAAUGGAUGGACUUGAUGCUUUACUAGCAAAAAAAAGGCGUUCACAAAAAACAAAUGAGCCUGAUACCAAUGGCAGUUCUCACCUCCAACAGUUACCUUCAGCUAGUUGGUUUUCAUCAAAGUCAUCUAAAAAGGUGCCUCUUUCAUCUGUGACAUCAAUUAUUGAUGGCCUGAAGAGACUGUACAUCCAGAAGCUGAAGCCGCUAGAAGUUACUUAUCGCUUCAAUGAUUUUGUUUCCCCGUUGUUGACAAAUAGUGACUUUGAUGCAAAGCCAAUGGUAAUGCUUUUGGGUCAGUACUCCACUGGAAAAACAACUUUUAUCAAGCAUUUGCUGAAGAGUAGUUAUCCAGGCGCUCAUAUUGGACCUGAACCUACAACAGAUAGAUUCGUAGUCGUAAUGUCAGGCACUGAUGAAAGAAGUAUCCCUGGAAAUACUGUUGCUGUCCAAGCAGACAUGCCCUUCAGCGGUCUCACAACAUUUGGAACUGCAUUUUUGUCAAAAUUUCAAUGCUCUCAGAUGCCUCAUCCUCUGCUGGAGCACAUUACCUUUGUGGAUACUCCUGGAGUCUUAUCAGGAGAAAAGCAACGGACACAGCGAGCUUAUGAUUUUACUGGUGUAACAUCAUGGUUUGCUGCAAAGUGUGACUUGAUCUUACUACUAUUUGAUCCUCACAAACUUGAUGUUAGUGAUGAGUUCAAGCGUGUAAUUUCUUCAUUACGGGGUCAUGAUGACAAGAUUCGCGUUGUCCUGAACAAGGCUGACCAAGUAGAUACCCAGCAACUUAUGAGGGUUUAUGGAGCUUUAAUGUGGUCACUCGGUAAAGUCUUAAAUACUCCAGAGGUUAUGCGCGUCUAUAUCGGUUCGUUCAAUGACAAGCCCGUGAAUGAGGCAGCUACUGGUCCUCUUGGAAGGGAACUUUUCGAGAAAGAACAGGAUGAUCUUCUUGCUGAUCUAAAAGAUAUUCCGAAGAAGGCAUGCGAUCGUAGAAUAAAUGAAUUUGUGAAGCGGGCCAGAGCUGCUAAGAUUCAUGCCUACAUUAUCAGCCAUCUGAAGAAGGAGAUGCCUGCUAUGAUAGGCAAAGCUAAGACUCAACAGAGAUUGAUCGAUAAUUUGGAAGAUGAGUUCGGCAAGGUUCAGAGAGAGUUCCAUCUGCCACCAGGGGACUUCCCGAACGUGGAGCAUUUCAGGGAGAUCUUGAAUGGGUACAGCAUAGACAAGUUCGAGAAGCUCAAGCCCAAAAUGAUCCAGGCGGUUGACGACAUGUUGGGUUAUGACAUUCCUGAUCUCUUGAAGCAUUUCAGGAAUCCCUAUGAGUGAACUGAUUGACGAAUAUCUUGUAAUUAAAAGCAAUGUCUAUGGUUCAGAUUAUACGAGCCGAGGAAUUACUGAGAAUGUUCAGCCCAAUGUUGUAUCGCCGAGUUAAUUAUGUAGCCUUGAAGAUUGAUUGUUGGUACAUAUAUCCUCAUUAGCUUGAGUUGAUAAAUAAAUUUGUUUUCUGUAGUCUGAA